Chelonus insularis is the source of this 3081-nucleotide messenger RNA. RefSeq names its product CUGBP Elav-like family member 2. The record is from RefSeq and is a predicted model, not a curated record. Gene Ontology annotation, biological process: regulation of alternative mRNA splicing, via spliceosome; mRNA splice site recognition. The transcript is spliced from 10 exons. NCBI's taxonomy places the organism in Eukaryota, Metazoa, Arthropoda, Insecta, Hymenoptera, Braconidae. Gene Ontology annotation, cellular component: cytoplasm; ribonucleoprotein complex; nucleus. The coding region runs from base 1318 to 2931 and encodes 537 amino acids. Gene Ontology annotation, molecular function: mRNA 3'-UTR binding.
UAAGUUAGACUAUGGUAGUUAGGUAUAUACCACUGUGACAAAAUGGGAAUUUUUUUUUUUUUCUCUUCACUACAUACACACAUAUUCAUGAGUGAGAUUGGUGGUAUUGGAGUACAGGUAGAUAAUGCACACGUAAAUGUAUUGAGUAAAAAAAGAAAGAAAAGGAAAAAAGAUAGAGAGAGAAUAAAUAAGAAGGUAUGCGUAUGAUGUCGACCGCGAUCCGCUCACUUGUUGAGUGUCGCGCGACGUGGAUUAGUAUGUCUUAAGCAACCAUCAACUCAUCGGUAGUGUAGUACUACUCUAUUCACCAUUUGAAGUGCUUUAAGCCCCUCGGGUCAGCCCGUGUUAGACUGAUGUAUCAGAAAAUAUGAUUGAAGCUUUUUUUAAUUAGUUUUAGUUUAUUAGGACACCUUUUUUUUUUUUUCUUUUAUAAAUCUAAGUGAUUUUUUUGAGUGUUGAACAAAAAAAAAUUGUUUAUGUUGAUUUAUUGUCAACUCAGUACAAUCUUAAGUCGUGAGAAAUGAGUACUUAAACGUGGACAAUUCAAUGAAAUAACGAUAGAGAGAGAAUAAAAAAAGACUAUUGUUGGCCAAGUCAUCUUUUUCUUUUGUUUUAACUGGUCAUCACAUAUACACACGUUGCCUCGUCAUUGUCUAUGCGGAAUAUUACACAAGCACUGCAACAGCAGCAGCAGCAGCAAUAGCAACAGCAAGUGAUUGCGCAACUAGGCAUCCUCCACGAGAGAGCUAUAACCAGAUUAGCAUCGACUUCUACUACUUAUUUUUAUUUAUUUACAUCUUAUUUAUUUAAAUUUAAAAAUAAUGAAGUGGAUUUAUUUUUUAUUACAAUUCAAAAUAUAUCUGAUUAUCAAGUGAAUAUUAUUUUUAUCAACAAACAUUUCUAAUCAGUUAUUAGUCACCAGACAUAUUAAACUUUUUAUUAUUACAAGCACACUAAAGUACUGUAAAAGAAGGCCAGAGAGACAUCAAUGCCGCGAUAUUCUCGCCCGCGCCAUUUGUGGCGUGCGGCGAUUAGUUCAAAGUUUUGCAUAAUUGCUACAUUUAUUUUAUCAACAAGAUAAAAAAGACAAGUUGUUAAAUUUUUUUUUUUUGUUAAAUAUUUUGUUCAAAUAUAUAUCAAGUGAAAUAUCAAGAAUCAUUAGUGCAAGUUUGGAAUAUUGUUAACAUUAAUUAUUUUAUUAUUAAAAUUGCACAAGUGUUGGAGAUAGUGUUGAUCCAACUGUUGAUUGAUCAAGAAAGACAAUUCCUUUGGAGUGAUAUUAAUUAAAUAUAAUCGGUCGUUAAUAAUGUUAAAAUAAUGGCAAUGAAAAGUAAAAAACAAUACGGUGGUGUGGCACAUAUUAGUUCUAAUUCAAAUUUAUAUCCAGCUAUUAAUCAAACUUAUUGGGCACCACAACCUCAGAAUGUGCCUUAUUCAGUACCAGAUCGCAAACUCUUUGUUGGGAUGUUAUCAAAAAAGUACACCGAGAAUGACGUUAGGAAUAUGUUUGAUACUUAUGGAGCUAUUGAAGAGUGUUCUGUACUGAGGGAUAACAGUACUGGUCAAAGUCGUGGCUGUGCUUUUGUAACUUUUGCCAGUAAACAGCAUGCUAUAAAUGCCAUCAAAGCUUUGCAUCAUUCACGUACAAUGGAGGGUUGUUCAUCACCAUUGGUGGUGAAAUUUGCUGAUACCCAAAAGGAGAAGGAUCAGAAAAGAAUGCAACAGAUGCAAGCAAGUUUAUGGAAUAUUGCUGGAGUUAAUAACAAUUUAAUAACGACACCACACUAUCUGACUAAUACGGAUUCUUAUGGCUUAGCAUCAGCACAACUUCUCCAGCAACUUCAAACAACUUUGAAUACUAAUGGCAACUUAGCAGGUGGUGGAUUGGUAACACCCACUACUUUGACAACUCCUAACACUAAUCCACUUAUCAAUAAUAGUCUCAUUCAACAUCAACUGCUUAUUCAGCAACAUUUAGAAUUGAAUGCAGCAGCAGCAGCAGCGGCAGCUGCUGCUGCUGGUGUAGUAACACCACAAACUCUACCGCCAAAUUUACCUGAAUUAAAUACCACUACUGGUCUUCAGGGAUUGCCUGGUAUUGCAUCACUUGGUAAUUCCACUGCUGGAGCUGAUUAUGUUUCAGCAAAUACAACAGUCGGUAGUACUCCAAUGACCGUACAAAAAUUGAUGGCUCUUGCUGCGAUAACGAACGCAAAUGCAGGCAUACAAAUUCCACCAGUCACUUUAAGUGGAUUAGCAGCAGCUACUUCAUCUCAAACAGGAUCAACGGGAAAUAAUGUAAUGACAAACAAUACAAACAAUAAUAGCAGUUCAAAUAGUUGCAACACUAACAGCUGCUUUAAUCCUGUAUCAUCUUUAACGCUUAAUUCUCUUCCUGGCACUUCUCUAAGUGGUGGUGGUGGUGGUAGUGAGGGUGGUAGUACAGGUGUAGGAUGCCUUCAAGACUCUUUAGGCAGUACUUAUUCAAGUUUACAACAUUAUGCAGGAUUUCCAGCAUUAACUCCAGUCUCAGCUACUGUAGGAACUAAUACAAAUUGUGGAAUCGGUGGAAAUAACUCAACAGCAGCUGUUGCUGCUGCUGUAUUGGCAGCUCAGCAACAAGCUAUGAUUGUAAACGCAGCUGGGAAGCAAACAGAGGGUCCUGAGGGAUGUAAUCUGUUUAUUUAUCAUCUACCCCAUGAGUUUACCGACAUUGAUCUCGCCUCUACUUUUGUACCAUUUGGUAAUAUGCUUUCUGCCAAAGUAGUUAUUGAUCUCAAGAAAAAUUCAAGUCGUUGUUUUGGUUUUGUAUCUUACGAUAAUCCAACAAGUGCCGCAGCAGCUAUACAAACAAUGAAUGGGUUUCAUGUAGGUGCAAAACGUCUUAAAGUUGAACAUAAACGAGCCAAAGAAGCUGCUAAACCAUAUUGAGCAGGAUGGAUUUAUUUGUAGAUGCAGAUGCACAGGCCUGUGACAACGUAUCUGAUGAUCGGAAUAACUAUAUCUGUGCCAUAUAAAUAUAUAAAUAUAUAUAUAAAUAUAUAUAUAUACACAUAGAAGCGUAUUAAAAAAAAAAAUAAA